Paramecium sonneborni is the source of this 423-nucleotide messenger RNA. The record is from the annotation of a GenBank genome assembly. NCBI's taxonomy places the organism in Eukaryota, Ciliophora, Oligohymenophorea, Peniculida, Parameciidae.
UAAAAAAAAGACAUGUAAAAGUUGAUUAUUUUCACCUUAUUAUUACUAACAAUAUCAGGAAGAUUAGAUUCAUAAGAUCCAGCAGUAGGAAAAAAGAAUACAAGUUCAAAUAAAUAAGAGAGUGAUGUUAUGAAAUAUAGAAGAGCAGCAGCUAUGGCAAAAGAAGAAUUUUAAGGUAUGGAAUUAUGAAUAAUAUUUAAUAGAACUAUGUGGUCUAAAUGGUUUCGUAUGGAAAUAAACAACUUAAGUAGACACAUAAGUCGUUUCUGGAUUUAAUUAUAGUAUUUAUGGUAAGGUUUAGAAAGGAGAUUAAACUAGAACUGUUAAGGUUUCCUUUUAUAUUCCUGCAGGAUAAGACACAAGAAUUAAAGCUACGGGUUGCAAUAUUGUUGGUUGAAUACAAUAAAACAAUAUAUAUAUUAA